UUUUCCUCUAUUUUCGACAAUUCAUCUGUCACUGAUCCAGGUUCGACUGCACAAACCAAACACACUGGUGCCUUCUCAACCAACCUUGACCACUGGAGGGGGCAGCGGUGCGGUUGAUUGACAGGGAUGGCGGCCAAUGAGCCCUACCAUGGCGAAUGAGACCACAGACCCUAUGCCGCUAGAAGAGCUGUGCAUUCUUGAGAAUGUAGAGGUGUACAGGAACCAAACUGAGGUGAAGAUGAGUCAGAUAGUUCUCCCCUGUCAUGCCAACCACUGUGGACAGCUCAGUGCUGGACAACUUCUCAAGUGGAUGGACUCCACAGCCUGCCUCUCUGCUGAGCGGCAUGCUGGUUGUUCCUGUAUCACAGCAUCGGUGGACGACAUUCACUUUGAAACCACAAUAGGGGUUGGACAGGUUGUCAAUAUUACAGCCAAAGUCAACAGAGCUUUCACAUCCAGUAUGGAGGUUGGAAUAUUGGUGAGCUGUGAAGAUCUCUUCAGUGACAGACAAUGGAAGGUCUGCCACGCAUUUGCUACUUUUGUGGCCCGUCGUACCGAAGCAGGAAAGGUACAGCUGAAGCAGGUAAUUCCUCGAACGCAGGAGGAGCAGAUGGAGCACAGCCUCGCAGCCGAGCGCAGGAGGAUGAGACUAAUCCAUGCAGAGAUAAUUACCGAUCUUCUCAGCAGCUGCUCGGCGCAGACAGUGAGCGAGGGUCUGGAUUACCGUGAUGCGGUGCCUGCAGAGAGGACUCGUGUUGAAAGCGUCGAGCUGGUGCUCCCGCCGCAUGCCAACCACCAGGUCAGCACCUUCGGUGGGCAAAUCAUGGCCUGGAUGGAGAACGUGGCAACUAUUUCUGCCAGUCGUUUGUGUAAUGCACACACAACUCUCCGGACGAUAGACAUGUUCCAUUUUCGUGGCCCCUCCCACAUUGGAGACAGACUUGUGUUAAAAGCCAUUGUAAAUAAUGCCUUCAAGGAAAGUAUGGAGGUUGGAGUGUGCGCGGAGGCCUAUCAGGGUGGAGAGCCGCUGCGACACAUCAACACUGCCUUUAUGACUUUUGAGGUCCUGGACAAUGACAGGAAGCCACGCACGUUGCCAAGGAUACGACCUGAGCCUGUGGAUGGUAAGAGGCGUUUCCAGGAGGCUAUAGCCAGAAAGAAAAUACGGCUUGACAGGAAGUACAUAAUAUCCUGUAAGCAAAGUGAAGUUCCUCUCUCAGUCCCCUGGGAUCCGAGUAACCAGAUGUACCUCAGUUACAACAACGUUUCGGCACUGAAGAUGUUGGCUGCCAGGACCAACUGGGUCUUAACCUCCGAGAAAAACAAGGUGAGUUUAUACACGCUGGAGGAGAACCAGAUGUUGUGCUUUAAGGUGGAGACACAUGUGGCUGUUGCAGCAGAGCAGGUGUUUCUGUUGCUGUCUGAUCUGGGGCGCAGAAAGGAAUGGGACCACCACUACCAGGAGUGUGAAAUGAUAACUGAAGCACACGAAGACGACACCAUCUACCGUGUUGUCACCCCGUCUGUGACUAAAGGAGGCAAGGUGCAAGACUUCAUCCUCCUGGCCUCCAGGAGGCGCCCUUGUGAUUCUGGAGACCCUUAUUUGAUUGCACUACGUUCUGUUACCCUGCCUGCAUGUCCUCCCUAUGAAGACUACAACAGAGGAGAAGUUCUCUGCGCUGGCUUCAGUAUCUGGGAAGUGGAUCGCUCUUACACUAAGAUUUCUUACUACAACCAAGCCACUCCAGGCGUGCUGCCCUAUAUCUCCACUGACAUCGCUGGGCUUUCCUCCAGCUUCUACUGCACCUUCUCCUCAUGUAGCACUUUUCUGGAAGAGAAUAAAGGCAGCUUGGCUUUACUUCCCACCUCUGUGCUGUGAGAGAGCUUGAGGGGUGAAGUGGACAUUCUUUGCUCUUCUAAUACGAUACAGUUUCUCAAAGAAUUGUUAGGGUCAAGAUUUUGCUGACAGACUCAAAGAUCACCAACAGUGAAGAUCCUUGUAAUACUUCUGGGAUGAAGACUUUCCAGUUUGAGUUCAGUACAAAAGAUUUAGUAAUCGCAGGUACACAAAAUCGCGGAAUGGUAUAAAUUCAGAAAGGUCAGUCUGGGUCAUAAAUAUAUUGCAAAUUAUGUUAUGAAAACAUGAGAUGUUAUAUUAUUAGAACUACAGCCAUGGGAAAAAUUAAGUAACCAUUUUACAAGUUUAUUAGAAUUUACAAUUUAUAGGUAUGUAUUAAGGGGAAAUUAUCAUUUUUGUUUCAUUCUGUGAACUACUAACAAUAUUUCUUCCAAAUUUCAAAUAAAAAUAUUGUUUCUAUUUUUAUUUAAUUGCAGAAAAUGAAUACUGGAGAAACAGGUCAAAAUAACAGAAAAUAUGCUCUAUUUUUUAAAUGCUGCAAAGAAAACAAGUUCAUAUUCACUUUUAAGCAAUACAACAGUUAUAUUUGUACAUGUACUUAUGAAAAGUUCAAAAUUAUUUUCUUAUGUGAUAACCUUACUUUUUAUUACAGUUUUCAUGUGUCUUGUCAUGCUGUCAGUCUUUCACAUUGCUGUUGGAUGAUUUUAUGUCACUUCUGAUGUUUGAUUUAGUUGAAAUCCAACAGACACUGGACUGGUAUGGCCACAAUACAUAGAAACACUAAAUAAAUGAAAAUUUGUAAUGGUCUCUUAACUUUUUUCGUGGCUGCAUAUGUAAUUCUUUUAAGAAUUUCACUUUUUAGAGUAGAAGCUAGAACUCUGGGUUGUGUGCAAUGAUGUUAAAGCAUCUCAGAGCCAGAAGAUUAAGCUAGUAUAUUGCCACUGGUUUCAUUCUUGAUGAAUUAAGUUGUCACAAUAAAUCUAAUGAACCUCAAAUAGGUGGUAAGAUCGAUAUGUGGUACUUCCUGUGUCACUCACAAACAAAUUUGCAUGGAUUUUUGUAGUCAUUUUAUGGAUAGGUGUUCAAUUAUAUUUUCUACCUCACAACACUUUUCUUUUCAUUACAAUCUGGAAGAAGAUGUGCCUGUUGUUGAUUGUUUUUAAUCAUAUUUAAAAUUUUAAUAUUAUUAUUAUAACAUCAUGUAGCAAUAUUUGUGCACUGUACCUGUUAAUUCCUAAGAACAGCAAAUGGCUUUAAAUGAUCCUGUAAUAAUCUUUCUUCAGUGUUUAUUUAAGGAAUGUUUAACUUCAUGUGAAAUUUAUUCCUAUUAAAUGUUAUUCGCUCUGAUUGAUGUCUUUGUAAUAGUUACUACAACUUGUCUGCGGCCAUCAAGUCUUUUCAUCAUUACAGGCACCAUAAGCU
Triplophysa rosa is the source of this 3280-nucleotide messenger RNA. RefSeq names its product acyl-CoA thioesterase 11b (gene acot11b). The record is from RefSeq and is a predicted model, not a curated record. NCBI's taxonomy places the organism in Eukaryota, Metazoa, Chordata, Actinopteri, Cypriniformes, Nemacheilidae. The coding region runs from base 137 to 1879 and encodes 580 amino acids. Gene Ontology annotation, cellular component: extracellular exosome. Gene Ontology annotation, molecular function: thiolester hydrolase activity; lipid binding. The transcript has 16 exons.